Messenger RNA from Aureobasidium melanogenum CBS 110374, 957 nucleotides. Its product is annotated as putative ferulic acid esterase. NCBI's taxonomy places the organism in Eukaryota, Fungi, Ascomycota, Dothideomycetes, Dothideales, Saccotheciaceae. Gene Ontology annotation, molecular function: feruloyl esterase activity. The transcript has 2 exons. The record is from RefSeq and is a predicted model, not a curated record. Bases 1 to 957 code for a protein of 318 amino acids.
AUGAUCAACACUCAGAACUAUCCCGUCCCAGCCUCGGGGAACACUAAAGCGAGCUCGGGCUGUGGAUCUUCAUUGCCAGUCGGAAUCCAGUUGGGAGGCUCUUCUACCACUUUCAACAUCACAUCCAAUGGCGUAGUCAGGUCUUUCAACGUCCACGUACCUACCUCAUAUAAGAACAACAAGGCCGCACCUCUCAUUGUUGCUUACCACGGGCGAUCAAACAACCAACUGUCAGUCGAAAGCGACUCGCAGCUAUCAAGCGAGACUUGGAAUCCUUACGCUAUCUCUGUAUAUCCACUAGGCAUAAAUGUAAGUUUCGGCGCUCUCGAACAAUGGGAAGGUGAUCCAGCUACUGUAGGAGGUAACUACGACGACCUGGGCUUUACCAGCGACUUGCUCGAUUAUAUGUCGUCUAAUUACUGUAUCGACACAAGCCGCAUACUGGCUUCUGGCUUUUCCAAUGGUGGAGGAUUUGUCGGUACUCUGGCCUGCGAUCCAACACUUUCUAAGCGCUUUAGCACUUUCGCAGCAAAUUCUGGAGCAGAGUACACCAACACGACAGGCACCUGCAAUCCCCCGACCGUUUUUACAAACACUAUCACACAACCGAUCUGCUCACCAGGUCGAUCAAACCUCCCAAUGCUCGAGUUUCACGGCGAUGCGGACGGCACAAUUCCCUAUCCUGGUGGACCCCGUCGAGGUUAUUGUUUGCCAGCUGUACCACAUUGGGUCACAGAUUGGGCGAUCAGAGAUGGACUGUCCAGCUCAAACAGCACCACAUCUUUGGCGGGUGGUAACGUGACAAAGUACGAGUUUGGUGCUUCGAAGGGUGUGCAGGGAUUGGUGACACAUUACAAGGUCGCUGGAUGGGGUCAUGCUUGGGUCAGCAUCAAUGCUGGAGCACCAAUUGACGCUACGCCUAUUGUGAUGGAUUUCUUCUAUGCUCACUCUGGAUAG